This is a messenger RNA of Fusarium fujikuroi IMI 58289, 897 nucleotides long. Its product is annotated as related to 2`-hydroxyisoflavone reductase. The record is from RefSeq and is a predicted model, not a curated record. Lineage: Eukaryota; Fungi; Ascomycota; Sordariomycetes; Hypocreales; Nectriaceae. Bases 1 to 897 code for a protein of 298 amino acids. Gene Ontology annotation, molecular function: oxidoreductase activity. The transcript is spliced from 2 exons.
AUGACCUCCUUCCAAAACGUCGCUCUUCUCGGCAAAGGCAUGCUGGGGACCGCAAUUCUUGAGCAGCUGGUCAAGGGCGGCUACGCCGUCACCCUCCUCAGCCGUGAUCCCUCCAACAUCGAGGGCGUUCCCUCCGAUGUCAAAGUAGUCCAAGUCGAUUACUCCUCCAAGGAGAGCCUCGUCCAAGCCCUCAAAGGGCAGGAUGUCGCGAUUGCUACUCUCGGAGGAGCUGCAUUGGCUGGGCAGAAGCUUAUCAUCGACGCCAGCAUCGAAGCUGGGGUCAAGCGCUACAUCCCAUCAGACUUUGGCUCGUUCACCACAGACCUUAAGGCACGAGACCUGCCGGCGAUCCAAGUAAUGGCAGAGAUCCAGGACUAUCUGCGCGAAAAGGCCGAUUCCGGCGCUCUUGAACACACAAUUUUCUCAACCGGUGCCUUCCUGGAAUACGUUCUUGAAUCUCCCUUGGUAGCCAACCUGAAGAACCAUUCGAUGGAGCUUUACGACGAGGGAGUGCAUAAGUUCAGCUCAACCUCUGUUUCUACCAUCGGAAGUGCCAUUACCAACGCCCUGAAGGUCCCUGACGCGACAAAAGAUCGAAACCUUCUCAUCCACGAAGCCGUCUUCACUCAGGCCAAGAUUUUAGAGCUGGCAAAGAAGCAUAGCCCGCCAGGGACGGACUGGAUAGUGACCCAGGUUGAUGCCCAGGAAGCGCUGGAUCGGGGCAUAGAACUGAUCAAUAGUGAUCCCACCAACCCCCAUGCUGCGUUCCCCUGGCUGAAAGCUGCAGUUUUAAGUGGUAAGUAUCGAGCGGCGUACGACAAAGUUGACAACGAGCUUCUUGGUAUCCGUCUCCUCACAGAGGAAGAGAUUGAAGAAAAGAUUUCCGCUGCUGUUUAA